UCUGCAGGUAGACCGAGCCAACUACACGCUGGUCGCCCAGAAAGUAGACGUGUCCCACUGUCCUCUUUGUGAAGUGUCAGAUGGAGGCAGACAUCAACAACAUGGAAGAGCCGGCUUACAAAACACUGGAGACUUACAUGGAGUCCUUAGGGCGGCAGUUAGAAGAACAAGACGCGGUGUUUGUCAUCGGACUUCUGGUGGCUUUGGCGGUUGUGGUGGUCACGUGUGUCUUUCUCAGGUACUUUCUCACAAGCAAAACUGUCCAUAGUGCGGUGUUGCUGGUCGGGUUGUGUGACGCUGGAAAAACGCUGCUUUUCAGCCGGCUUCUGUCUGGAAAGUUUAAACAGACACAGACCUCCAUUACUGACAGUAGUGCUCAAUAUAAAGCGAAAAAUGACAGGGGAGCUACUUGGACUCUGAUAGACCUGCCAGGUCAUGAUAGUCUGCGCCCACAGUAUUUAGAGAAGUUCAAGUCAGCUGCCAGAGCCAUCGUCUUCGUGGUGGACAGUGCCAUCUUCCAGAAGGAAGUGAGGGACGUGGCAGAGUUCCUGUAUGUCCUGCUGACAGACAGCGUGAUCUGUAGGAAUACCCCGACUCUCUUGGUGGCGUGCAACAAACAAGACAUCACCAUGGCUAAAUCUGCCAAGCUGAUUCAGCAACAGCUGGAAAAGGAACUGAACACACUGCGAGUGACUCGCUCUGCAGCUCUCAGCUCCCAGGACGGCUCUGCGGGUGGAAGCCUUUAUCUGGGGAAGAAAGGCAAGGACUUUCAGUUCAGCCAGCUGCCAAUGAAGGUGGAAUUCUUGGAGUGCAGUGGUCGUGGUAGCAAAGGUGACGAGGGAGAGGCUGACAUCCAGAGCUUGGAGAGCUGCCUGGCUCAACUGUAAACUUCAAACGUGGACAUCAAGUCAGUAUCCACUAGCAUCUCAUCAAAGACUCUUGGGAAAGUCGAAGCAUGCAAUCAAAGUCAAACAAACCUAAUAGUGUAAUUAGCUAGAAGUAAUGAGUGAUUGCAAAUAUAAACACACUUCAAGUACUUCAAGAUGAAAAUAAGGCUCAAUUAAAUCAUGUCUGCGCACUCAGCUUGAUUUGAAAAGUUUGCUAUUUCUUCAGUCGCCUGCACAGGAAGUUGUGUGCCUUUUUAUUGCCCAACAGUUGAAUGUGUGUUGUUUUUCAGAACAUAUUUGUCAUUAUAAAGCUAUUUACUUCUGCAAAUGAAAGAUUUUCUUGGUUAUAAAUAAAUGAAGGUGAAUUAA
This is a messenger RNA of Nerophis ophidion (straightnose pipefish), 1256 nucleotides long. It is a transcript of the gene srprb, whose product is annotated as SRP receptor subunit beta. NCBI's taxonomy places the organism in Eukaryota, Metazoa, Chordata, Actinopteri, Syngnathiformes, Syngnathidae. Gene Ontology annotation, molecular function: GTP binding. The coding region runs from base 81 to 887 and encodes 268 amino acids. Gene Ontology annotation, cellular component: signal recognition particle receptor complex. The record is from RefSeq and is a predicted model, not a curated record. The transcript has 7 exons. Gene Ontology annotation, biological process: protein targeting to ER.